CCCCGGUCGCGCGCCCUGGCCGGCCCCUCCCCCCAAGCGCCGGCGGAGGCCACCAGCCUUGAGACUCGCGCGUCGUCGGUGGCGGGAAUUAGGGAUCCGGGAUGCCCUGAGUCUGGGAAGACAGAGACAGACCCCAGGUGCGGAGUAGCGGGCUCCUAAGCGCCACCAGGUGGAGCGGAAGCCUGGUGACACAUUUCGCCCCCCAACGGCCUCCCUCCCCUCCCCCAUCACUCUCCUCCCACUGAGGCCGCGGAUGGGCCAGCUCUGGAGACACCAGCUUCCCCCAGCAGGUGACUAGAACCGGGACCACCACCGGGGUUGGGAUGUUGUUGGCGAGCCCUACACCUCUCCCGUCUAUAUCAAAGAGUUUCUUAGCUGGCCUUCAAACAGGUUGUCGCUCCUUUGAUCGUCCCGAGAGCCUGGAGGAGAGUAGAUAGGGCAGGGGGCGGAGAAAGACUGCGCAGAUCCAGUCCCUGCCAGACUGGUGACCAGAGACAAUCAGCGGGUGCUACCUGGGCUGACACCUCCCAGAGAGAGAGAGACAGAGGAUCAUCGGCAACAAAGUGAAUUGCAGAUACCCUCAGGAGUUAACGGGCUUGUAAGAAGAAAGCCAUGGAGUUCCUUGGAGAAUUAUCCAACAAGACAGAGGAAGAGCAUUUCAAGAAACUCAAAACCUCCAGCCUUCAAGCCUCCCUGCCCUGGAAGCUCAAGGCCAAGGAUAUUCGAGCCACCAUCCCCCAACACUACUUGGUUCAGACUAAACAAACUGAGAACCUCUUGCUCCAGGUGGCCUUCUCUGUUGGGCUAGGCAGCAUAUGGCGUUACCCUUACCUGUGUCAACGGAAUGGAGGAGGCAACUUUAUCCUGAUACAUUUCUUCAUGCUUCUCUUAUUCGGAAUCCCUCUCUUGUACAUGGAGAUGACCGUAGGGCAAUGGCUGCAUGUGAACAAUAUCCAGGCCUGGAAGCAACUCGUCCCCUGGCUGGGCGGCGUGGGCUAUGCCAGCAUACUGGUGUGCACGCUGAUGAGCCUGUACAACAGCACCGUGGUCUCCUGGAGCCUGUCCUACCUAAGCAACUCCUUUAGUUACCCCCUGCCCUGGGACUACUGCCCACUGGUGAAGAACAUCAGUGUCACUGACUACUCUUGCCUUCGGACUGUGACCCAACAGUACUUCUGGUACCAAACCACCCUGCAAGCCUCAGGCCACAUUGAGGAAGGGGUCGAGGGCCUCGUCCUGAACCUCACCCUGGGCAUCUUCGCAGCCUGGGUCGUCCUCUUCUUAAUCAUGAUCACAGGGACACAGAUUUCAAUGCCGCUGCUGUUUUUGCAAAUAUUCCUCCCCUACAUCCUCCUCUUCUGCUUCUUCAUCCGAGGUCUCUUCCUGGAAAAUGCAGUUGCCAGCCUUAGACGUAUGGUGACAACAGAGCUCUCUGCCUUAGCCUCGCUGGACCUGUGGCGUCAGGCAGGAGGCCAUGUGCUCUAUUCCCUGAGCCUGGGCAUGGGCACCAUCGUCCCCUUCUCCUCCUACAAUGCUGGAGGCAACGACUGUAUCAAGCUGGCCUCCAUUGUGGCCCUAGUCAACCUGGUGACCUCCCUGCUGACCACGUCCAUCGUCUUUAUAGUGCUGGGAUUCUGGGCCGCCACCAGUGGCAGCACCUGUGUUGAGAAGAAUGUCUCGAUGCUGAUGAAGCUGAUAUCGAAAGGGUUGCUGCCUCCGAAUGCCAAGCCCCCCGAAAACAUCCUGCUCAUGCCCCCCAUUGACUACCUGGACUGGAUCAGCACCCUGCCCACAUACCUCCAGUACCAGGUCAUACAGCACUCCCUACCCUGCAGCAUUAAGGUGCAGGAGGAACAGCUCAUGGAGGGCCCGGGCCUGGCAUUCGCAGCCUUCUCCCAAGCCGUCUCGUUGUUCCCCGGUUCUUCCUCCUUCUGGGCCAUCAUCUUCUUCCUGUCCCUGCUCAUCAUAGAGCUGGCCACCUUGAUAAAAAUCGCAGAGGCCGUCAUCAUUCCCCUCCAGAACUCCGUCUCCACCUUCAUAAAGAAUCCCAAGCUGGUCCCAGUGCUCUUCUGCUUGGGAGGCUUUCUGGGCAGCCUCGUCUUCACCAGUCACGCCGGCAGCUACAUCCUGUCGUUGUUUGAUGACCUCGUGGUCCCGCUUACCCUCGUCAUCACUGUGACCUUCCAGAACAUGGCUCUGGCCUGGAUCUAUGGAGCCAGGAGGUUCAGGGAAGAAUUAUUCAAUGAGCUGGGCCGCCUGCUGUGGCCCACCUUCACUUUCCUGUGGUGCCAAGUGACCCUGCCCGGGCUGCUGGCCCUCCUCGGCCUCUGCAUAGCACAGCUGUACCAUAAGGUGGCCCCCUACUACAUCGCCUGGAACAGCAGUGCGAGCCAGGAAGUAAAACAGCCCUACCUGAAGAGGACCCUGGGCUGGGUCAGCUUCCUCAGCCUCCUCACCUUUCUGCCAAUCGCAGUUCACCCGCUUCAACACUGGUGGUACUUCGAGAACCCCAUUGUCUCUAACACCUUAGAGAAACCACUAACCUUCAAAAAGGCAUCCAUGGUGCCCCGCAAGCCCGUAGAAUGGCCUAAGCCCCCCGAGAUGAAGUCCACCCUAGAUCACCAGCAGAAUGACAGUGAGGACACACUGAAGGAGAUCAACCUGUCCCCAAGCAGGGAGGGGCACAGGAGCCCGUGGAGGGCCUGGAAAAGGAGCAGUCAGAACUCGUUCAUCCUGUCUGUGGUCAACUCCAUGCUCUCCAUGCGGAGCAGCACCAUGGACCCCUCGAGGCUGGCGACCCCAGACUCCGACAUUGCAGAAAACUCUGAGGUACACAGCGAGAACGACGUGGAAGAAAACCUGCCUGAUAAAUCUGUCCAGUAACUGGUGACAUCACCCAUUUUUCCAAGGCGGCAAAUCUGUGCCCUACCUGGCAGCAUUAGUGCCCAUUUUGCUGCAGGAAUAAUUGGUUCUGCUGGAAAGGAGCGGAGAGGCCCAACAAAACUUGCCUAGCAACCGGUGACGUCACCCAUCUGGCCUUGGAAGGGAAUGGACAACCCCAGAGAUCUGGUAGCACCGAUUCCGCCACGCGGAACUCUCUGCUCUGGGACUGGAAAACUUGGAAGAAGACAUCAGCUCGACUACUCAUGGGGCUGGACCUAGGGCCCCCUGUCCCUCUGUGAUGCGGGGGCACCAUUUUGGCGUGGUGAGGACGCACCUUCCAGAACUCAGCCUUCCCAGUUAUGGCGAGAGACAGCGUCCCCUGCAGCCCGCACGCCUCACCCGGCUGCGGCCAUGGUGUGUCUCUCUUCUCCAGGGCUGUCCUCUGGGAAUGGGUGUGACGACAAUGCUGUGGCUCAAUAAACGGGUCGGCUAGAACCCCGGGCACAGGCUGUGUUCUUCCCACGAGGGGCCCAGGCGUCAGCGUCCUCCCACAUGUGCACGCGCACGCGUGCACGCGCACACACAAGCUCCCGGUCACCUCAGUCUGCAGAACCAAGUGUCCACUCUGGUGAUGCCAAUCUCCCUCUGCCUUAGGGACACAGAUACUGAGUCUCCAGAUCCCUCCUCGUCCUAGCGUUGAGCCAAACUGUGGGGAAGCUCUCCAGUGUCACGCAACCUAGGAACCGCGUUGACUUUUAACUUGGUCAUUGACGGCCACGCCAAACCACCCUAGGAUUAAAUGUGUCCCGAAACUAUCAUCUCACUGUUCCUACCAAAAGGGUA
Messenger RNA from Microcebus murinus (gray mouse lemur), 3726 nucleotides. RefSeq names its product orphan sodium- and chloride-dependent neurotransmitter transporter NTT5-like. Gene Ontology annotation, cellular component: plasma membrane. NCBI's taxonomy places the organism in Eukaryota, Metazoa, Chordata, Mammalia, Primates, Cheirogaleidae. Gene Ontology annotation, biological process: nitrogen compound transport; sodium ion transmembrane transport; amino acid transport. The record is from RefSeq and is a predicted model, not a curated record.